Messenger RNA from Penicillium cataractarum, 1422 nucleotides. RefSeq names its product dienelactone hydrolase. The coding region runs from base 1 to 1422 and encodes 473 amino acids. The record is from RefSeq and is a predicted model, not a curated record. Gene Ontology annotation, biological process: polyketide metabolic process. NCBI's taxonomy places the organism in Eukaryota, Fungi, Ascomycota, Eurotiomycetes, Eurotiales, Aspergillaceae. The transcript has 3 exons.
AUGGUAAACGUAUUCCAGCGCCUUGCCAGACGAGCAACGACCAGUUCCGGUAGUACCGUGCCUGACCCCGGUAUCAAUGGCAAUAAUAUUUCGUCACGAUCGCAUGAUUUGCAUCGAACUACGAGUGGGAAUUCCUGGAAGCGCAAUCGGCGGUCAAUUGUCGACGAACCCUCGCCUCGACAUUUGAUAUUGAUCUCGGAUAAUGCUACUUUCGAUCCGCAUAUUAUCCAGCGCUUUCAAGCCGAGGGGUUUGAUGUGACGUAUCUUGGAUUUUUGUGUACGGAUGAUGCAGAGAAGGAUCGCAAGUCUUUGGAGUUUGCGGUGCAUGAGAAGGAGGAUGAAUUGGAGGCUGGAGAGAGAUAUGCUAUAGUUGCAUACAAUCGACCGGCAUACUACCUGCUCGGCGCUCACCACCUCGCCGCCAGCAAAACCAACCCCUUCCCCCGUCUCUGCGCCCUAAUCGCCUACUACCCACUAACCUCCACCGAACACCUCGCCAACCUAUCAUCAUCCCACAGCCAAGAAUGCUGCACCCCCGCCUGCUCAGACACAAGUUCCAUCUUCGACCCCCGCCCCUCAGAAUCCUACCUCCCAAUCCAAAUCCACCUGCCAGGCCACAACCCAAACUCCCGCACCUUCUGGCCCUGGAUCAGCGUAAGUCCCACCGAGGGCGACGUCUCCUACAAAAAGCGGCACCGCUGUCACGUAUACACCUAUCCCGACGCACGGGCCGGGUUCGCAGAACACAAACCGUCUAAUUACAGUAUCAAGGAUACCGGACCUCACGAUGAUGACCGGAUUGGGUCGCAGUUAGCGUGGAGUCGGGCGUUGGGGUGUUUGCGUCAUGCGUUUGGGGCGGGGAGUAAUUGGCCUGUUGCUGAUAUUGAGACUGUUUGGGAGGAGUAUUGGGUAAGGUUGAUGGGGGAUUUGGAUGGGGUUAGGAGUGAGGGGUGGAAGAAGGGUGCUGCUGGGUCCGCGGUGGAGGUUGUGUUGAGACCGGGGAAUGAUCGGAUUUGUCAAGGCGGGGGCAUGAAUAUGCAUGAUGAGCAGAAUGCGAAGGUUGUUUGUGCGCCUACGAAGGCUGGAGGAUCUACUCCGGAGGACCUAAGGACUUUCUUUGCAGACGUCUUUAUACCCGCUGGUCCACCGAGUCAGCAUAUUCGUCUUUUAUCACGAACAGUUGGUGCUGAUCGGAUUGUGGACGAAAUUCUAUUCACGUUCUGCCAUAGCAAGGAAGUACCGUGGUUACUUCCUCGUGUACCACCGACGAAUCGUGAUAUCCAGGUGGUUCUCGUGGUUGUGGCUAGCUUCUUUGCGGAUCGUAUUGUCCAUCAGAGCUUGUAUUGGGACCAAGCGGAUGUUCUUGUGCAGGCGGGACUAUUGGAUGCAGACCUUGUGCCGAAGAUGAAUACAGGAAAGUAA